Molecule: messenger RNA, 4142 nt
Organism: Ictalurus furcatus (blue catfish)
Lineage: Eukaryota; Metazoa; Chordata; Actinopteri; Siluriformes; Ictaluridae
Gene: elf2b
Product: E74-like factor 2b (ets domain transcription factor)
Exons: 7
Coding region: 1885-3249 (454 amino acids)
Biological process (GO): cell differentiation; regulation of transcription by RNA polymerase II
Cellular component (GO): nucleus
Molecular function (GO): sequence-specific DNA binding; DNA-binding transcription factor activity, RNA polymerase II-specific
Source: RefSeq, a predicted model, not a curated record
UGUGUGUGAGGUAGAGGGAGUGUGUGAUCAGGAAGAAGAGGAGGUAUGUUCACCCGCACAGGUGUUUGUGUACGAUGAGAACACGGAGCUGAUGCAGGGGGUCGCUGAGGAACAGGAAGUGGAGACAGAAGUAGUGGAAACGGGUAACGCACACACACUGACACUGCCUCAUGUGGCUCUCUGCUGAACUGCAGCACUGUUCUGUCUCGCUGCCCCUCUGUUCUGUCUCGCUGCCCCUCUGUUCUGUCUCGCUGCCCCUCUGUUCUGUCUCGCUCCCUCUCUGUUCUGUCUCUCUGCCGCCCCGUACUGUCUCGCUGCUGCCACUCUGUACCGUCUCGCUGCCCCUGUGUUCUGUCUCGCUGCUGUUCUGUGCUGUAAUGUAUGUUUGCUUGUAACAGUAGAUUUGAGCAAGAUUACACACUGCAUACUGCACUUUAUUCUUCAUUCAGGUCUUUUGUAAUUCAGUCACACAGUCUGAGAGGGAAAUGGUUUUCAGAUGAUUCACAGAUAAAAUACAGAUAUUAAACUUACUCCAGCAAUAAUUGUGUGUGUGUGUGUGUGUGUGUGUGUGUUUGUGUGUAUAUGUGAUCGUGUGUGUGUGCCCUGCAAUGGGUUGGCACCCCGUCCAGGGUGUCCCCAGACUCAUAAGUCCCCUGGGAUAGACUCCAGGCUCCCCGUGACCCUGUGUAGGAUAAGUGCUACAGAAAAUGGAUGGAAUUUUUCUUUCUCUCUGCCUGCUAGCAGUUUUUCGUUAGCAACGUUAGCACUGCUUCUGCUCUCUUGUGGCUGUGUGCUGAAAUACAGCCCUGCAGUAUGACCUCAGAAAGAUCACUGAACUCAGUAAUUCAGUCAAACAUUAACAAAACAUUAUGUGUAAAACCUAGCUUCAGGCUGAGUUCGUUUAUACCACCAUAAAUAUCCACUGAGGUGCUUCACAUCUUUUUUUCAUCUCUGAUUUGUGGGUGAUGGAGAUCUAACUUAAACUGGACUCAACAAAAUAAAAACUUUUAAAAAAUUACUUGUGUAUAAUUAUCACCAAUGUCAGCACUUUUACUAAUUGUUUUGCUAAUUGGAAAUGGAACAUGGGCGUAUUUUUGAUUUCGUCACAGAAUUGUGAACCCACAGUCCUGUGACGAAUUCAAAAAUACGCCCGUGGUCAUUAGGCUAGGAAAUCUGGAAGUAUUGGUAAGUCUUUAUAGUUUAGUAGAAUUAUAAACAUUUUCUUCAUGACCUUAUUAAAGUGAAACCACAAUUUUUAGUCACAUUGCAUGGACUUGUGCUUUUCUCCAUUAACAGACUCAAUUUUCAACAUCAUUUCUUUAUCAAUGUGUGCAAAUUUAACAUAAAAAUAUCGUAGUAAAGAAAUUUAUACGCUGUUAAUAAAAAUAUUAGAUCAGUUUUAGUGGUAGCUUUUAGAGAAUCCCUUACAUUAUUAACUUUAUUCUGAGGUAAAAUUUCUGUAGCUGACAAUUUAAGAAAUCCGUCAGUUAGUGAGCUAUAUAUCUUAUAUAUGUUAUGGAUAAGCUGCGUGUUUGAUAAGUGUGUAAAUUAGACUGAAAUAAUGAAGUAAAUAAAUGAAUUCUGAGGUAAAUUCUUCGUAUAGUACAGAGGCACGCUGUGCGGCAGGAUCUGCGGCGGUGCUUCGGCGAUAUUAGAGGUGGAGUGAUCUCUCUUAUUCGAGCGCUUAGCGUGCGAGUCAAUGGCGUUGUUUUUUCCUCUCACCUAUAUUCAGGGCAGUUACGCCUUCCUGUGCUGUGAUUGGCUGACAGCUCGUGAAUAUGCGCUACUAGCCAAUCCCAGCACAGGAGGGCUGGGCAAUCGUCAGGCGCGGGAGGCGGGAACUGCCGGAGUGCAGGUGGGAAAGAAAGAAAAUAACGCGAGUCAAUGAGUAUGAACGUGAAGCUAAACAUGGCGACGUCGCUUCAUGAGGGAGCCGCUAACCAGUUGGAUUUACUCAUCCGUGCAGUGGAGGCAUCAGUACAUGGAGGCUCCGGUGUUCACUGCACUGAUAAAACAAUUGAAGCAGCAGAAGCUCUUUUACACAUGGACUCACCAUCAAGCUUGCGGGGAGACCGCAGUCCAGAGGUGUUUGUCCCUCCAUGUGUAUCCACUCCAGAGUUCCUGCAUGCCGCCAUGCGUCCUGAUGUUGUCACGGAAACAGUGGUGGAGGUCAGCACAGAGGAGGUGGAGCCUAUGGAGGUGGUGACUUUAAUCAAGGAACCGAGAGGGAUGGAGAGAGAUGGGCGGAAAAAGAAAACUGGGAGGAAGCCCAAUAAGCCCCACCCCAUCCCCAAUGGUUCUCCAGAUUUAGGCAUCAAGAAGAAGUCAAGAGAGGGCAAAGGCAGUACGUACCUGUGGGAGUUCCUGUUGGACUUGCUGCAGGAUAAGAACACCUGUCCCAGAUACAUUAAGUGGACCCAGAGGGAGAAAGGCAUCUUUAAGCUGGUGGACUCUAAAGCCGUGUCCAAGCUGUGGGGCAAACACAAGAACAAACCCGACAUGAACUACGAGACCAUGGGACGUGCCCUCAGGUACUACUAUCAAAGAGGGAUCCUGUCAAAGGUCGAAGGUCAGAGGUUAGUCUACCAGUUUAAGGAAAUGCCUAAAGACAUUGUUGUCAUUGAUGAUGACAAGUGUGAUGCAGAUGAUCUGGGCGGGGCUUAUGAGCAUGUCAUGGCCACUGACCUCUCCAAAACGUCGGGCAUCCUGAGAGGGGUGGGGCCAGUUAUAAGCCCCACCUCUCCCAAAACCAAGCCCUUGCCCAAUGUCACGCCCAUUCAACGCAUAGUGACCGUUUCCACGCCAACAGAGUCGCCGCAUGCCACAAUUAUUCCCAACGCCAGUGCACCCAGGACUGUCCGAGUUGCUAUGCAAGUCCCUGUUGUCAUGACAACGCCCCUGGGUCAGAAGAUCUCACCGGUUGCCAUCUCAACAGCGACCCCACCUCCUUCCAGCGUUACCACGGUGACCGGAGCCUCCACCCCGAAGGUUCUGAUCCAGACGGUUCCGGCCAUGGAGAACAGCGAUAAGAUCACGCUACAGCUCGCCAAGAUAAUCACCAUCACACCCAUUACUCUCGCCCUGCCCCCUGGCACAGGUCCUGCCCACUCACACCCUCAUAGCUCCGCCCCCACCACACGGCUUCCUGUGCAGAUACAUGUUCAGUCUGACAGUCACAUGACACACACAGAGCCAACCCAGGAAGUGGAGGGACACACACAGGAAGUCACAGCUUACACACACAGCUAAAGGGGGAGACAGUCUCUUCUCUGUCACGCACACACAUACACCAGCCAAACAGGAAGUGGAAAUGCGCAGACAGGAAGUAGUAAUAGCACAAAUUUGUGGAACUAAAAACAAAAAAAGAGAGACUGUCAUGGAACAUUAACUAACACACACAAGAACACAGCAGCCCUGUAAAUUCAUUGAGACUGUUUUAUGGGACCAGCGUGAAGGGCACUACAGACAGGAAGAACACUACACAGGACACAGUCCGUAUGACUGUACACACAGAGGAGUGUGUGUGUGUGUGUGUGUGUGUGUGUGUACUCACACUUUUAUACUUGUACAGAGACUUAAUCCUUUUUUUUUUUUCUUUUUUUUUUGCAUUUGUGAUGCAAAACCAGCAUUUAAGUUUGGACCGUCACUGUGAUGAUGUCACAGGAUGAAGGGAAAGGACAGAUGGGCGGGAGAAGGGAAUGUGAGAGUGAGAGAGAGAUAGGAAGGAAAGAAAGAAUGAAUAGGAAGUGAGAAAAAGGGAAUGUGUGUGUAUUAUUAUUAUUAUUAUUAUUAUUAUUAUUAUUAUUAUUGUUAUUAUUUCUUCAGUGGAGGGUUAAUAAGGUGUGUGUGUGUGUGUGUGUGUGUGUGUGUGCUGUACCAAGCGCAGUAUUACAGACAGCUAAUCACACAAUGCUGUUUAAGGUCAAAGUUCAACAUUUCCUUUUCUUUCCUCUACUGUGUGUGUGUGUGUGUGUGUGUGUGUGUGUGUGUGUGUCCUGAGUCAGAGGAACAGCAGGAUGAGGAGGAGGAGGAUGAUGAUGAUGAUGAUGGUGUUUGUAUAUUGAACAUUAGAAUUGUACACUCUAUUUUGUUGUACUCUGUAUUCCAGUAGAUUUUACUGAAUUAUAAAUCACUGAACUCUC